This is a messenger RNA of Pelodiscus sinensis (Chinese soft-shelled turtle), 773 nucleotides long. The record is from RefSeq and is a predicted model, not a curated record. NCBI's taxonomy places the organism in Eukaryota, Metazoa, Chordata, Testudines, Trionychidae.
GGUUAAUUGAGUUGGGAUUGGUCCUGCUUUGGGCAGGGGGCUGGACUUGAUGACUCCUAAGAUCUCUGCCAGCCCUAGAAUUCUCUGAUUCUAAGAUUGCAUUGCUUGUGUUGCUGGAACGAUAAACAUCUUGCUUUCACGCACCCUGGAUUUGUGACACGGGCGCAUGCCCAGGGCUAUUUCUAAAUGCAGGGCAUUGUCUCACUUUGGUAGCAGCCACCUGUGUGUCUUUAGAGCCAGAAGAACAUUAGGUAACAGGAUGCUAGACCCUGCUCCGGUGCUACUGAAGUCAAUGGGAACUUUUGCCAUUGACGUCAUCUUCAGAUUUAGGGAUGAGCCACAACCUGGCUUUGCUCUGAGGUUUUCUUCUUUCUCUGACUCAUGCCAGCACCGAGGCGGCACGUCGAGGGACGGCUGGGUAGUGGACUAUUUCCACAUCUAUGGACCACAGCAGCGGUACUUGAACAGGAGAAACUGGGCAGGUGCAGGCCACUCUUCUGAGCAGGUGGGUGGCCACUACAACUUCCUGGCGGACGUGAAACCCAUGAAGAGCUACAACGGGCGUUUCGGCUACCGUCGCAACACGCCGGACCUGCGGAUCAAUUCAUCCUGCUUCGGCGAAGUCACUGUGUUCCCGCUGCACUGAUACCAAACGGGCUGCUUCUCACAUGCCCAACGCCAGUCUCGCUGGGCGCCAUGGAGACCUGGAGAUGCUGAUUAGGAGUAAGAAAUGAGAGCUAAAAUAAAAUAUCGUUCUCACUUGUUCUAUUUUA